Molecule: messenger RNA, 1116 nt
Organism: Vicia faba (fava bean)
Lineage: Eukaryota; Viridiplantae; Streptophyta; Magnoliopsida; Fabales; Fabaceae
Source: the annotation of a GenBank genome assembly
AUGUUCAGUUCAAAGAAAUCUCCUUUGAGAGCUGGUAAACCUAACUCUGUUAGUUCGGUAAAUGAUGUUAAACCCUGGUCCAACCCGUUUGAUUCUGAUGAUGGUGAUGAAAAGGAUAACAAAAAGUAUAUUUCUUCCUCGAAGAAGGCUUCUUCGGAACGUGCACUAGCUACGCACAAAGUUAACACCAACCCGUUUGACGAUAUUGAUGACAAUAAGACACCUUCAUCGAUUACGUAUACCCAUCAAUCAGCCGACCGGAACAGGUUCAAGAAUAGUUUUCAUGAUUCUGGGGAUGAUGAUGAAAAGGAUAACAAAAAGUAUAAUUCCUCAAAGAAGAAUUCUUCAGAACGCGCACUAGUUACGCUGGAAGUUAAUACUAACCCAUUUGACAACAUUGAUGACAAUAAGAAACCUUCAUCGUAUACGUAUGCCCAUCAAUCAGUAGACAGGAACAGGUUUAAGAAUAACUUUCGCGAUUCUGGUGGAUUAGAGAAUCAGUCCGUGCAGGAGUUGGAGAGUUAUGCUGUUUACAAGGCUGAGGAGACUACAAAAUCGGUCCACAAUUGUUUGAAGAUAGCAGAAAACAUUAGAGAGGAUGCUACCAAGACUUUAGUCACCCUUCAUCACCAGGGUGAGCAAAUUACCAGGAGUCAUCAAGUCGCUGCUGAUAUUGAUCGAGAUUUAAGUCGGGGAGAAAAGCUUUUAGGAAGUCUUGGUGGCCUCUUCUCCAAAACUUGGAAAGCAAAGAAGACACGUACAAUAACAGGCCCUGUUAUUUUUCGAGAUGAUCCGGUUAGAAGAAAGGGAAACCACUUGGAACAAAGAGAGAACUUGGGAUUGACUUCUGCAUCCAAAGAGAAGUCUAAGCUGCGGACUCCUCCUCAGGAACCAACAGCUGCACUUGAGAAAGUCGAGUUUGAAAAGGGGAAGCAAGAUGAUGCACUGUCGAAUUUAAGUGAUCUCUUGGGGGAGCUUAAAGAUAUUGCUGUUGACAUGGGAUCUGAAAUUGAGAGACAUAACAAAGCCUUGAGUCAUCUAGAUGAUGAUGUGGAUGAGUUGAAUUUCCGAGUGAAAGGAGCUAAUCAACGCGGCCGUCGUUUACUUGGAAAAUAA